Molecule: messenger RNA, 2334 nt
Organism: Nylanderia fulva
Lineage: Eukaryota; Metazoa; Arthropoda; Insecta; Hymenoptera; Formicidae
Biological process (GO): regulation of transcription by RNA polymerase II; animal organ morphogenesis
Cellular component (GO): nucleus
Molecular function (GO): RNA polymerase II cis-regulatory region sequence-specific DNA binding; DNA-binding transcription factor activity, RNA polymerase II-specific
Source: RefSeq, a predicted model, not a curated record
UCUCGUGUCGAGCGGGCGAACCGAGCAGUCAUCCGAAAACACUUAGCGGCGCAUCUCAGAGCGAGUCCGACUAAGCCGUACGCCGUCGAGAAGCGAGUCUAAAUAAUUGACCCCUCCGCGGCGCAAUCGCGCAAACAAUUUACAUCCGAUUGUGUAAAUAUCCGCAACCUCGACAUCGCGUUUAUUGGUGGCGGUGAAGGUCCCGCGCGAGUUCGUUGCUCCACGCGAGAAAAAUCAUCGAGUCCUAAUUACGCUUCGAUUUUCAUUUUCGCGUAAGAUUAACAGUGCGACAAAUAAUUGCCUCGUUUCGUGUUACCUUCGUGAUAUCGCUGUGCGAAUAGUCGCGAAUCAUAGUGCAUUUAUUCGAUAUUCCGGUCACUGAGAUAUGUUCGUCGCUCGCUGAGAUAUGUUCGUCAAGUCUGAACUUUGACGAUCGCCGGUCGUUAAGAAGGACCGAGACUCGAUGGACCAGAGCGUGAUCGUGCCGUCGAUGCCGCGGGACGUCGGCGCCGAGAGUGUGCGAUUAACCAUGAAGAACGAGUCGGAUCCCGGUCUGCGUCAGCAGGAACAAACGAUUGUCGUGCACCCGAAUUCCACGGCGACCGCGCGAUCGGCGUUGCUGUCGAUGAGCGCGAGUAAUCUGCCUCAGGAGACGAAUCUGGAGCCGAUGAUGUGCAACCCGACGAGCAACGAGAUACCCAGAAAACCCGGCACUCGCCGCCAAGAGAAACCACCGUAUUCCUACAUCGCGCUGAUCGUGAUGGCCAUUCAAUCGAGUCCGGGUAAGAGGCUGACCCUGUCGGAGAUCUAUUCGUUUCUACAGCAGCGUUUCCCGUUCUUUCGGGGCACUUAUCAGGGUUGGAAGAACUCGGUGCGUCACAAUCUCAGCCUAAACGAGUGCUUCAUCAAGCUGCCCAAGGGUCUGGGCAGACCCGGUAAGGGCCACUACUGGACCAUCGACCCGUCUACCGAAUAUAUGUUCGAAGAGGGUAGUUUUCGACGACGACCGCGCGGUUUCCGACGCAAGUGUCAAGCCCUGAAGCCGCAGUAUCCGCAAUACUACUCGAGCGCCGGUCCCGUCGGCAUGCAGACGCCUGGGCCGUACGAGAAUCUAGCCGCUGGUCCCGGCGGUAUCGAGUACGCGAACGGUUAUCAGAAUCAAUAUCAGAAUUAUCAGGAGUACGCGAUGUAUGCGCCGACCGCGGCAGUUUCCGCCGAUUGGGCAUAUCCGGACGGGCCGACGACGUACAAGUCCGGGCCGCCGAUAGCCGAAGUGACCUACAAGACCACCGAGGUGACGUACAAAACCGGCAGCGAAUCGGCGCCGUCGGUUUACAGGAACGGCGAGCUGGUGACGUUCAAGAGCGAGCCUAGUUUCGGCUCCAGGAGUCAGGAUCAGCUGACGGCAGCCUAUCGGCCGCCGACUGACGCUUUCCCGACGAUCAAAGAUCACCAUCAGCAGCACCACACGACCGAUUAUAAGGACGAGACAAUGAUGAGUAACUACUCCAAGUGCUCGACACCCACCACUCAAGCACCCGGACAGGAUUAUUAUGUCGGUUAUGGCCUCGCGGGGGUCAACAAUACUACCGGCGUUAAUAUUACUAUGCAAUCUAUGCAGGAGCAACCGGGUGGUAGUAGCAGUCCUAUAGCUAAUGUUAGUUCGCCGCACAGCGGAUGUCAGACUCCUGCGGAUCACGGCAUAAAAAUGCAGUGCAGUUCGAGCUCAAGCUCAACUAGUUCUGGCGGUGGCAUCAUUGACCGAAAGCCAUCUUACUUCGCGCAUCCUGGAGGAUCAGUAACUUUGAGCUCCUUGGGCUCACUGGGUUCAUUAAAUCUAAGCAAUAUCGGCGGUUUAAGUAUAUCUAACAUACCUGGUGCAGUUUCGACGAAUAUACAUCACACGUCGACACCACCGCCUGCGACGAUGUACUACGAUCAGCUCAAGUACAGCAUGUGAAGACGUUUCCCUGAAACACAAAAAAUAUAACUUCGUAAGAUUAUUUUGCAUCAAAAGUUCCAUAUUUUAAACUGUAAAUGUUAAAGUGCUUCAUACUUUUAAAACAAACAGAAAUGUUAGCAAAUCUUAAUUAUAUCUGUUAUUUGCAUUCCGAUAUUAUCUGGAAACAUAUAUAUAUAUAUAUAUAGAAUUACAAACUAAAUUAAAAAAAAAAUUUUGUUAAAUAAUGCGGAUGAACGAAAAUCUGAGGCCAAUCUGAUUCGAACCAUAUCUCUUCAAGCUUUUGAAUAUUUUUAUUCUUCAUUUCUUCAAAAAACAUGUUUUACCAAAUUUUCAUAUCGAUAGAUAAAAAUGUAAUUUCGGUAUAAACUAGA